ACAUCACGGCCUGUCACCACCUCGACCUCGCAUUUCCUCCCACUUCCAACAUCUCUUCUUUCCGUUCCUCAUCGUUACCCCAAGUUCCAGCACUUUAUCCGCUCUCUGAUAGCACUUCCAGGCUUCAGAUUCACCAUCACACGCCUGUGAGAGCUUCAAGCGGAUGCGCUGAUCCGUCUCUCCCGCCCUCUGAAAGUCAGCGAGGAGCAGCUCACGAUGGCUACCGCCUCUGGCGCUCAGGUCUCGCCACAGGCCAUAAUAGGCCAUGUCCAGAAGCUGAGCGAUGCGGAUCCCGACUUCCGCUUCAUGUCCCUCAACGACCUGCUGCAGCUGCUCACUACUGCGCGAGAUGACUUCCUCCAGCACGACUACAACAUUGCUGCGAGGACUGUUGAUGGCAUCAUCAAGACGCUGGACGAUCAGAAUGGAGAGGUGCAGAACCUAGCCAUCAAGUGCCUCGGGCCGCUUGUUGGCAAAAUCCCGACCCCCAUCAUCGCCCCCAUGAUCGAUAAGCUGUCGUCCCUGAAGCUUAAGAACUCUGUGGACACAGCAGUGCCUGCUUUGGCGCUGCGAGCUGUCAUCACCGCGCUUCCUCGACCGAUCCCCGGCAUCCCAAGCUCUGUUGGUGUUCAAGAGGCAUACAACGCUGUCAGCCGCGUGCUUAUUCCACGGCUUAUCGGGCCCGGUCCUCUCACGCGCGUCCCAUCAGCACCUCGAAUCAGCCUCCCUCCUGUUCCGGCAGGGCUGCUUCAGGACGACAAUGGCGUCAAUGCGGAAGCCGUCGAUGUUCUCGUCGAAGUCGUUAGAUGCUUCGGACCGUUGCUACAACAGGUUGAAGUCGAGGCAAUGCAAGAAGUCGUUCUGCAGUUGUUGCAGGGAGACAAGGCUUCAUCUGUGGUCAAGAAGAGGGCUGUGGUGGCUAUUUCUAUGCUCGCUGUCUACCUCACGGAUGCGCACCUGGAGGACGUCAUCAAUCGGAUAACAGCCGGUCUGGCCGAGCCCAACAUCCCACCUGUUACGCGUCGUCUCUACAUUUCUAUAUUGGGCAGCAUGGCUCGGUCAAUCCCUCCCAGAUUCGGCGUACACCUUCCGAAGACGAUGCCCUUCAUUCUCGAUGCUCUGUCCGAGAAAGAGCUAGAAGAACACUUGGAAAAGAUUAGCGAUGGGGACGAUUUGGGACCAGAGUUCAACGAGAUCCGCGAGACUGCUCUAGUUGCGCUCGAGGCAUUCUUGGCCUCAUGCCCGCAGGAGAUGCGUCCUUUUACGGACGCCACACUCGCCUCUUGCUUGCGAUUCCUAAAGUAUGAUCCCAAUUACGCGGUGGACGACGACGAGGAGAUGGAUGUAGACGAUGAGGAAGAGGAAGACCAAGAUGAUGAGUUUGAAGAUGACGACGGCUUCGAGGACGACGAUGAUGACGCAAGCUGGAAAGUUCGUCGCUGUGCCGCAAAGGCGAUAUACACCCUCAUCUCCACCCGUGGCAGCGGCGACCUGUUGGACAACGGUGUUCUGUAUAACCAGGCAGCUCCCACUCUUGUCAAGCGUAUCGAGGAGAGAGAGGAGAACGUUCGCCUGGAGGUCAUCUCUGCUCUGUCGUUACUCAUCCGCAAGACUGGCGAAGGCUUCCACACGGUAGAUCUGUCUCGCGACGAGUAUGAGCCCGAGUUGGUCUCCCAGAUGCCUCUGAGCCGUAAGAGGAGAAGGCAGAGCAGCGUCGGGGGAUCGAGCGCUGCCAAGUUCAUGGCGGGCUCCGGCGUCACAUCUCUCCCUGCCGAGAAGAUCCCCUCCCAGGGCCCACGGGCGGACCUCUCCCGCCUUACUCCCGCGAUUGUCAAGGCCGCGACCAAGCAGCUGAAAGGCAAGACUCACGGUAGUCUUGUCGAGUUUUUCCCUGAAAUCAUAGGGCCUAUCAUUGAUGCUGUCAAGACCUCGAGCACCAGCGCAAUCUCAUCCUCUCUUGCGGCUGCAGGAGGCUCUGCAUCCGCUACCCCAAGCACCCUCCGCGUUGCCUCGUUGAAGCUAAUAAGCGAUAUCGCCAAGACACAUUCGUCCUCGGUACUGCAGCCAUAUCUGAGCAAGGUUGUGGCAGGCGUGGCAUCGGCCGUCCACGACCGGUUCUACAAGAUUUCAAGCGAGGCUAUUCGCACAGCAGAGGAGCUUGUCAAGACCAUUACUCCUCCACGGUCGCGCAAUGGUGGUGCAAAGUUCAAGGACGACCUGGACAAGCUCUAUGAAGUCAUCAUCGACCGCGGCUCUGCCAACGACGUCGACGCAGAGGUUCGGCAGCGUGCUAUUCACGCUCUCGGGGUCCUCAUUUCUAGGACCUCCAGCGCGGAAGCAUCUGGUCUUUUGUCGGCUGAGAAGCGCACUGCCGCUUUGAACAUUAUCCAGGAGAGACUGAAGAACGAGACGACUCGCCUUGCCGCGGUGCGUGCCGUGGAUAACGUUGCGGCGUUCGCUGUUUCUCCCGAUCAGCUAGACAAACAAUGGGUUCAAGACGUUGCCCUGGAGCUCGCGGCUCAACUGCGCAAAGCCAAUCGGUCUCUGCGAGGCUCCAGCAUCCAGGCUCUCAAGCACCUUGUGCUCUCAAAAGCCACGCAGGGCAAACUUGAACCGGCUACGAUUCAGGGUCUUGUAACAGCGGUACUGCCGGCCAUCAAGAACAGCGACACUCAUCUCCUUGGCCCGACCUUGAUAAUCCUGGGCAGCAUGGUGCAAGAUCAUGCAAGCUUGAUUGUCAAUGAAGAGAUGAUUGGCGCGCUCUGCCAGCUGCUGAAGUCUCACUUCGCAAACAUCGUCCUUGACCAGCUGCUCGACUUGAUCAGCCGCGUCGGCGAGAGUGGUGCCGGUGAGCCUCUUAUGCAGGGCCUCCUCAAGGACGUGAGCGUUCAGGGCGACCCAAUUGUCGUGGGUAAGGUGAUAGGAACCCUCCUCGUGACCGGCGGUACAUCUGCGGGCGUCUCUCUCGACAGUUUUGUCACGGAGCUUCAUGGCAGCACAAAGCGGGGGGACGAGGCCGGUAUAAGCCUUGCCCUGGCGGUGCUGGGAGAGUCUGGCAUGAGACUGGGGGCCAAGUCGCCUCUCAAGCCUCAGCUGUUCCUGGAGCAGUUUCACUCGGAGCCAGAUAAGGUGUCGCUAGCUGCUGCCAUUGCACUCGGCAGAGCCGGGUCCGGCAACGUGCCCGAGUAUCUGCCCGUGAUCCUCAAGACCAUGGAGAGCGGAGGCAACACGCAGUACUUGUUGAUUCAAUCAAUCAAGGAGAUACUACAGUCGAUCCCGGCUCAAUCUACCGAUCUCCAGACUUAUGCCACGGCAGUCUGGGAUCAGCUUAUUGGAGCAUCGCUGAAUGCUGAUAAUAAGAUCAUUUGCGCCGAGUGUGUCGGCCGCCUUGCGACUCUGGACCCGGCGACCUUUAUGCCCAAACUACAGACGCUCUUGAAGGACCAGUCAGCAGGCAUCCGUGCCAUGGCAGUGCAGGCUGUCAGGUACACACUUCCCGAGAGCGAUGAGACGUUUGAUGCAAUGCUACGAAACGUGCUCGUCGAGAUGCUCCUGGUCAUGCUGCAGGAUUCCGAUAUGGAGAUCCGACGACUGGCGAUGACGACGCUAAAUUCGGCAGCCCACAACAAGCCGGACCUGAUCCUGCCCCAUCUGGGCGAACUGUUACCUUUUGUCCUCAGCGAAUCAGUGAUCAAGAAGGAGCUCAUUCGAGAGGUCCAGCUGGGGCCUUUCAAGCACAAGGUCGAUGACGGCUUGGAAGUUCGCAAGGCAAGUAGAUGCGCGUACGAGACGCUUUACGCGCUGAUGGAGACGGCCUUCACGCGGAUCAACAACAUCGACUUCUACGACCGGGUCAUUGCCGGCCUCAAGGACGAUAAUGAUAUUCGACAGCUGUGCAAUUUGAUGAUCAGCAAGCUGAUUAUCAUCGACCCCGACGAGACGGCCCGACGGCUCGACUCGAUUGCCGAGGCGUACCGCGGUGUGCUGUCCAUCAAGCUCAAGGAGAAUGCCGUCAAGCAGGAUGUGGAGAAGCAAGAGGAAACCAACAAGAGCAUCCUGAGGGUGACGCUCCUCCUCGGCGACAAGAUGAAGGCGAUGACUGGAAACGCCGGGGCAGCGACCAGCAACACGGCGGCAACGGGGGCUUGGACCGCCUACUGGGAAUGGGCGAACAAGGAGUUUGAUCGGCAGCUAAAGAGUCUGCGGGAGGAGAGUAGCCAGCUCCACACGAGGACUCUGUGAGCAGAGUGGGUGCAGACAGGGUGAGCAAGCCAAUGGGAGGACUCGUCGAAAAGAGUGAUGCGGUGUAACCAUGGCCGUCCUGCCUGCCUUACCGACACAGCCUGGCGACCCGUCUGAAUAUGCACGUUGGCGAAGGGGCCCAAGGCUUUACGGAGUAGUAUGGCGACCAGCAGCGGUUACGCAUGCUCAUAUGGAGCAGCAUUACGGUAGCAUUGGAAGGGGGCAAAAAAGACUCAUUCGUGCAGAGAUAUCCAGGGUCUAGUCGGUAGCCGCGGCCGGAUAUGGGUCGGCACAUGUACCUAGCAUACAAGUUUGCAGCAUGACCAUGUAACUACUUCAUACGGAGCCUUUGCUAUUGGGUAUCCCGGCUGGUGGUGAGGUCCCGCUUGCUGCCAGGGCGAGGGCGAGGGCGAAGCCGUCGGACGACGAGAGAUGCUGACGAGGUGACGGAGUUGUCCCUCCUGCCUGUGACCGGGGCAGUGGUAGGACCCGACAGGAUCCAUACUGAUACUAAUAGCAUUC
Molecule: messenger RNA, 4764 nt
Organism: Trichoderma reesei QM6a
Lineage: Eukaryota; Fungi; Ascomycota; Sordariomycetes; Hypocreales; Hypocreaceae
Exons: 5
Coding region: 217-4242 (1341 amino acids)
Biological process (GO): protein ubiquitination; SCF complex assembly
Cellular component (GO): nucleus
Molecular function (GO): phosphatidylinositol binding; ubiquitin binding
Source: RefSeq, a predicted model, not a curated record